AUGCAUAUUUCACUUCCAUGUCUUUGUCUAAAUUGUUACAAAAAGAGCAGAAGGAAGGAUCAGUCUAAAUCUAAUCAAUCCACACAUGCUAUCAAAAGAAACCCAUCAGAUGUUAGAAAAUUGCAAGAAAAUAAACUCAAAGCGGCUCUUCAACAAGCAUCUGAUCAUGGGUCUCUUGUUAAACCCCAAAACAUGGAUGUUUCAGAGUCCAUUGACAUGGAAAACAAGAAUUUGGGAAGAUCAAGAUCGCUCGCAAGAUUAGAAGCUCAAAAAGAGUUUCUCAAAGCAACUUCUCUAGCUGCAGAUACAACAUUCGAGACUGAAGACUCCAUUACUAAUCUCCAUGAAGCUUUCUUGAAGUUCCUAACCAUGUAUCCAAAGUACAAGUCUUCUGAGAAGAUUGAUCAGUUGAGGGUUGAUGAGUACUCACACUUAGCUGACGAUGAUUCUAAGGUGUGUCUUGAUUACUGUGGAUUUGGGUUGUUUUCAUUUCUUCAAUUCGUUCAUUAUUGGGAAUCCUGUUCGAUUAGUUUGUCUGAAAUUACUUCAAAUCUGAGCAAUCACGCACUAUACGGUGGUCGGGAAAAAGGUACAGUUGAAUACGAUAUAAAAGCUAGAAUCAUGGAUUACUUGAACAUCCCUGAGAGUGAAUAUGGUCUUGUGUUUACUGUUAGUAGAGGUUCUGCUUUUAAGCUUCUAGCUGAAUCAUACCCAUUUCAUACAAAUAAAAAGCUGUUAACGAUGUUUGAUCAUGAGAGUCAAUCAGUGAAUUGGAUGGCUCAACGUGCUAAAGAGAAAGGAGCCAACGUUCAUAGUGCUUGGUUCAAAUGGCCUACGCUUAAACCAUGUUCAACCCAUCUGAGAAAACAGAUUUUAAACAAGAAAAAGAGGAAGAAAGAUUCAUCAACAGGUCUCUUUGUGUUUCCAGUUCAAUCAAGAGUCACCGGAGCAAAGUAUUCUUACCAGUGGAUGUCAUUCGCUCAGCAAAACAACUGGCAUGUGUUGCUUGAUGCAGGUGCGUUGGGUCCCUUAGACAUGGAUUCACUAGGGCUAUCUCUGUUUCGUCCAGAUUUCAUUAUCACUUCGUUUUAUAAAGUUUUCGGGUAUGAUCCUACUGGAUUCGGAUGCCUUCUCAUCAAAAAAUCUGUGAUUGGAAGCCUUCAGAAGCAAUCUAUUCGUAGUAGCUCGGGUAUAGUGAAGAUCAGUCCAGUGUAUUCUUCGAAUUUGAGUGAUUCCAUGGCCGGAUUCCCUCAAUUUGGUGAAACGGGAGACGACCAAGUCACCGGAGAAGAUGAAGUUAUGCCGGAAAGCCAUAACGGAACUCAGCUACGAGCUUUUUCCGGUGCAUUAACUCCUUCUCAAGUGAGAAAAGUAUACGAAACAGAGAUCGAACAUGGUAUUGGUGAUAGCCCUGUUUUUGAAGAAACAGAAAUCUUUUCUGUCAUGAAGACUCCUGUUUUUACUGAAGAUGAUUCACCUGAGGACUCGAUGUGGAUCAAUUUAGGCCAGACUCCACUAGGAUCGCAGCCUGAUAACAUUAGCUCGUCUUUACCUCCACCAUUUUGGUUUACAGGCAAGAAGAGAAACGACAAUGUGAGAAGAGUAGACAAAUUUGAAGCACAAACUCAAGAAGGCGAACAGAGAGUACAUAGUCCAGAAAUCCAGGAAGAAUCCGCAAUCGAGGGUUCUUCUAUACGAAGAGAACCCGAAAGGGAGUUUAGAUUACUGGGAAGAAGGGUAUCGUCUGGUUUAGAUGAUAAAGAUGAUUACAUCAGCGAUGAAGAAUAUUAUGAAGGUGAAGAAUCCGAUCGAAGGGAACCUGAGGUAAUAUGUAGGCAUCUUGAUCAUGUCAACACAUUAGGGCUCAGCAAAACGACAUCCAGGCUUCGUUUCUUGAUCAAUUGGCUUGUGACUUCAUUGCUUCAACUCAGAUUACCAGCUUCAAAUACAGAUGAAGACUCCAUUCCUCUCGUUCAAAUCUACGGGCCCAAAAUCAAAUACGAAAGGGGCGCAUCUGUUGCGUUUAACGUUAGAGAUAGAAUCACAGGGUUAAUUCGUCCUGAAAUCGUUCAAAAAAUGGCGGAGGGAAAUGGGAUUUCUCUGGGUGUUGGAAUUCUUAGUCAUAUAAAGAUUAUACAAAGCACGAAGCAGACUGGGGCUAUGGAUUAUACUGAUACAACGCUUUGCAGACCAAUGGAGAACGAGAAUCAUGAUGAAGGUGGAGGAGGGUUUGUGAGAGCUGAAGUUGUUACUGCUUCACUAGGGUUCUUGACUAACUUUGAUGAUGUUUAUAAAUUGUGGGUUUUUGUGGCCAAAUUUCUUAAUCCAUCCUUCAUAAGAGAGUAUGGACUUUCACCUGUUAUGGAAACCCAAGAAUCUUGA
Messenger RNA from Lactuca virosa, 2382 nucleotides. The record is from the annotation of a GenBank genome assembly. NCBI's taxonomy places the organism in Eukaryota, Viridiplantae, Streptophyta, Magnoliopsida, Asterales, Asteraceae.